Molecule: messenger RNA, 927 nt
Organism: Protopolystoma xenopodis
Lineage: Eukaryota; Metazoa; Platyhelminthes; Monogenea; Polystomatidea; Polystomatidae
Source: the annotation of a GenBank genome assembly
GACCUCGCCCAACUUCCAAGCUCUGCUAGGCUCGUCACUUCAAAUCCUAUCUUCACCUGUCCCAGUGACACCACUCAAUCACACCCUUGGCAGCACUUCUUCCCCAUUCGAUCACCCUGCCCCAAAUGGCUGGCCGUCGAGCCACAAGCUCCUAAGCCCGAGUCCGAAAAACACAUUGGUGUGGACAAACGUACAACCGGUAAUGAAGAGGCUGCAAUGGCUGGCGAGGUGGAGCUACCACAACAUGGCCAUGAAUUGGGCAUGGCCGCAGACGAUCCAAACAGGCCGAGAAGUUGGCGGGACCUGCCUCCAGUACCGAAGCGCCGCUUCCACAAUACCAGAUUGUUCGAUUCCUGCUCCACUCCUUCAACUUCCAACUCGGCCAAUUCUGCUACUGCCGCUAACUUGCGUCGUCUCCCACUAACUGAAACGUCCACAAAGUCUGGGGACAAUGUAGCGCAGCCAGAACAGCCAACGCCUGUUACUGAUGUUAGUCGUCUGCAUCAUUCACCGCCAAACCGAUCUAUCACUCCUCGAGUCAGUCGACCAACCUCUCCUGUUUUGAGGUUAGCUUCUCCAACGUUGCCCAACUUCCCGCUGCCCUCGCCGUCUCCGUCUCCACCUCCGCUGCAUCCGCAGGCUUUUUCUGCCAAUCCUCAAUUCUCGCCCAGCAUGUGUCCAGCCGCCUCUGCUCCACCUCUUACACCAUUCACACAUUUUAGGCCUCUUACACCAACUCACAAAUUCACAUCUUCAUUGCCUUCUGCCGCCAUGGAGCCCGAAGCGAAACCGCUACUUGCUGCAAAAAAGGCAACGCAUGAAGAGGCAGAAUCCCAAUCCUCAGUUUGUGACAUGCAUCAACGCCCAGAAAGUCAACAGCUUCUCGUGCUUGACGAGAUCAUGCGAAUGAAGAAGUCGACCUGCUGA